Varanus komodoensis (Komodo dragon) is the source of this 4069-nucleotide messenger RNA. It is a transcript of the gene VSIR, whose product is annotated as V-set immunoregulatory receptor. The transcript is spliced from 7 exons. The coding region runs from base 169 to 1134 and encodes 321 amino acids. Gene Ontology annotation, cellular component: plasma membrane. NCBI's taxonomy places the organism in Eukaryota, Metazoa, Chordata, Lepidosauria, Squamata, Varanidae. Gene Ontology annotation, biological process: negative regulation of CD4-positive, alpha-beta T cell proliferation; positive regulation of regulatory T cell differentiation; regulation of immune response. The record is from RefSeq and is a predicted model, not a curated record.
CGGCUCCUUCUGCACGCUCAGCUCAGGGUGUCUCCGGAGGAGACGCGCGGCGGAGAGCUCGGGCGUGCGGAGCAGCUUCCAGCCAAGCGGCUUGGAGAGGGGGAAGGAGGCAGGCAGGCAGGCAGGCAGGCAAACGGACAGAGAUCUACGUUUGCCCUCGGAGACGGGAUGGACCACCCCGGGCGGUGGUGGCUGCUGCUGCAACUCACGCUCACCGUGGCGCCCCGGGAAGCACAGUCAACAACCUUAAAAAUCACCACUCCUUACGCACUCUACAUCUGCCCUGAAGGUCAAAGUGUCACCUUGACUUGUAAAGUCAGUGCAUCUGAACACCAUGGUCCCAUUUACAGAAUGUGGUACUUCAGCGACAAACGUGACCAGAGAUGCUCUGAGAAGCAGCACAUCCCCGGCAGUAUGCAUAAGGAGCCACAUCAUGAAUCCGGGAUGCACCACGGACCACCUGGUAGUAACAGCACUGCCAAGAAAUAUUUGCAUGGGCAGCAAGCAAACCAUCACGGACAGGCCUCUUCAAAUCAUCAUGGGAUAUUCCAUAUUUCUAUGGCAAACCUCACUCUACAGCACAGCGGGUUCUACUGCUGCUAUGUGGCAGAUGUGAGAAGGGAGCACGGCAAGGACCAUGUCCAGCAACAGGCUCACAGUUCCAUAGAACUUCGUGUACAGAAAGCAAUAGGUACAUUUCCAAACUGUACCUUACAUCCUGCUGCCAGCACAGAGAGUGAAAGUAUUACAGCAACUGCAGUUGCAACAGUGGCCUGCAUUCUGGGCAUUCUGUGCAUGCCGCUCAUCUUGCUCCUCAUUUACAGGCAGAGACAAGCGAUCACUAACAGGCGUGCUCAUGAACUUGUCAGAAUGGACAGCAAUGCCCGUGGCAUUGAGAACCCGGUCUUUGAUGCUGACCCUGCUGUUCAUGCAGAACCCAAGCCCAGGCCCCAGUUAACAUACAUGGUGAGCCGCCUGCUAUCCGAUUCAGGCCGGCACCUUCUCUCAGAACCAAAUACUCCAGUUUCACCCCCAGUCCCAGGAGACUGUUUCUUCCCAUCACUGGAACCUGUUCCUGAUUCACCAAACUUGAUGGAUGUAUCAGAAAAUUUUCCAGGAAGACCUUUGCACUGAAUCUUUGACAGCAACAUAGACAAAGUUUUGCUUGCUGCUUUAAAAGAAAAACUGAAAAAAGGAAAUAGAGAAAGUGAAAAGAAAAGAGAAAAAAUGGAAGAGAAGAAACACUUUGUAAGAACUAUUUCUAAGAGGGAAGGAAAUGGCAUAAUUUUUAUGUGGCACCUGACUUGAUGCUUGUCCUAACAUUUCAAUAUAUGUGCCUUUGAUUUCCUCUGAAAGGUUUAAAUGCAGAAAAUAUGUUCUGGAGGACACUGAGGUUCUGAAGCCUUAAAGGAUUCUGAUGGAUUUUUCAUUACUUCACAGAGCUGUAAACAAUUUGAUGAACAAUUACUGAAACAAGUUAAAGAGUUGCAUGGUUUCACUGCACCAAAGUUGUGUGCAGGACUGGAGGAAAGAUGAGAUUUCUUAAUUGUUACUGGAGAGUAGAGGGAUCAUGGUUGUGAAUCCACCACCAAAAGCCUUAAAACUGAACAGGGUUCUAACAGAUCUCCCUGUACUCUGAAUGCCUUGCCCCUUCACAAUAUAGGACAGGUUUAAAAAUCUUGCUAUGUAUGUCUUUACACAUAUUACACUGUAUAUGUUAUUUUACAUCUGCACCAUUUGAGUGCUUCAGCAUAGCAACAACUUGUAUCUGAGCUUCGAAAGACUGCAUGUAACAUGAAAAAGUCCUAAUACUUUUCCUUCUUUCUUUCAUAGACUGUCGUAUCAGUUUUAGGAAGAAUGGCUCUGAACCAGAUUUGAUUAUUCAGUUUGUUGAUUGUUCUUUGGCUGCUUGUGGAGGAGCUUGGUGUAGCAAAUGACUGGGGAAGUACAAGCAUGGAAGGGUAUCAAAAAUUGGGGUGUAAUGCUAAAUCUACCCAUCUAAAACCACAAAACUGAUUAUAGAAUAUUCAGACCUAGGUUAGAGAUGAAUAUAAGUUGUAGAUUUUGGAAUAAACCCAGAACUGGACAGUUCUGACUUUUAAUCUGACCUGAAUACAGUGCUUCAGUUGAACCCAAUUUCUGUAAGAAAUGUAGUGGAUAUCUUCCAGAGAGGAUGCACAUGCAAAUGCACUUCAGGUGACUUAAUCUGGUUUCACAGCCCAUUGAGCCACAUACAAGGCCCCAAAUACAAAGCACAAGGUAAUGCAAGACGUCUGGGGCCCUUUGACCUAUUAUGCCCAGGAUACACGGGAUUGUCAGUCCACUGUACGCACUUCAACAUGAUGCCUCCAGGUCAUUUCUUUAGCCUUCCUCAUCCCCUUUUUCCUUUUGUCAUGUCUUUUAGAUCGUGAACCUGUGGCCAGGUACUGCCUUAUUUUUACUGAUCUUAUUUGUGCUGCUCUGGGUCCUUCUUGGUUGAAGAGUGGGAUAAAAAUGCUUUCAGUAAAGAGAGAGAACCCCCACAUAACCCUAACAGCUGAAGUUAACGGAUUUUGUGAAUAUUAGGCUAAGCAGCCAGUCAGAAAGGCCUUCUGCAUGGUCCUCAUGGCAAGGUGAUUUCAGUAUGAUGAGGUAGGGAUAUAUUUCAAGUGGUGUGGGAAUUUAUUCUAUAAGAUCAACAAAGCAAUAAACGUUAGUGCAGAACAUCAAAUUGGCUGUUCCUGAGAUAUGUAGCUCUGGAUUGUAUGUAAAUGUUAUCACCUAUUUGGGAAGAAUACAAGAGAUCAUUUACCCAGUGGUACUUACCACUGUGUGUCCAAUUAUUGGGAAAUCCAUCUGAAACUAUUAAGGAGAAAUUUACCAUUCUCCUGCUUCCCUAGAUAUUAUGAUCAAGCACAGAAGAGUUAUAAAAGAUUCACUAUACAACUUGGAAGAACAAUACAGAAGAGUAAGUUGCCAAGUUGUCUGUGUUCUGUGGCAUUGUCUUUUUAGGUAAAUACUCUUCUCUAUUAACUCUUUGAAAGAUUUCAGAACAUACCGGAUAAAAAUUGAGCGUACAGAUUCUCCAGCAUUAAAAGGAUAUUUAAGUGGCCCCGUGGUUAAGAAAAAGAAUGUAGGAACAAGGGAAACAGACUUAUUAGUGAAGUGGGUGAAGACGUCAUUCCUUUAAAAUUGCUCCUGUCUUGUUCGCGCAUGUGUAUUUAAGUAUAUGCAUGCACGGAAGAGUAAAGCUGGUGACUGUUCUAUGUGCAUGUGUCAACUGUUCUGUCAGCCACUCUAAAUGUGUUUAUAUUUGUUUUUAAAAGGAUGUGAUAGUAGCAUCAAGUUUCGUUGUGGUCAUUUUCCUCUUGUAACAGAAAGAUGUUAUGGGUGAUGCUUAGUAAACCUUCUGGUCAGGUCCAUGAACUGGUGACUUCAAUGUGUACAGCUACAGAUUGAGUCAUACGAACACAUAAAGUUUCCUUAUACUAAAUAGCCUAAAAUACAGAAUAUGCAAAAUCAAGUAUGCUGGACAACAUAACAUUUCAUCCAUGGAGCACUCCUAACCAAAUUUCAUUGAUAUAACAAUGCUGCAUUGUGGAAAUUCACAUGCUGCUUCCCAUAUAAGCAAAUUAGGUCGACAUAUGCUAUAUAUGCUUACUCUGGAGUAGGUUCCAUUGAACUUUGUGAGGCCCCUGAGUAGGCAUGUAUAGGAUUGUAUUACUACUCUCAAUGUCUUGUUCUGGCAACAGGACUAUUACAUAAUUCACUUCAGGUUUUGAACCUUUAUUAAAGGAGGGAUAAGAAAGCUCAGAUCUGCAAGCUAGUAAACUAUUUGAUUCUGCACUCAGUCUGGCAAGCCUAUAUAUGCACAACUGUCUGUAGGAAGGAAGGAUAAUAUGCAGAAAUGGCAUCUUCACAUAAAAUGGAUUUUGUAUAAGCUAGAGUAUAUCUGAGAUAAUCUUCUAAUAAACAAAAUGAUUUAGAAUGUUUGGUAUUUAUAUAACUGAGGAUACGUUUUGUAAAAUCAAUAAGCUGUAACAACGCUGAACUGGUUACUAAACUGAAGUAAAGAGAUCCUAGAAAGUUA